GUUGACUACCUACUUAGUCAGUUAGUAGUAAGUAGUCGCAGUUCAACCACUGACUUCACUUCAACUACCGAAAGCUCUCCACUUUAACACUCAACAAACAUGUGGACGGCACAGUGGCGCUGCGAGCGGCGGCCGCCGGUACUACUGGCGCUAGUGUUGUGUUUAUGUUGGGCCGCUAGUUGUCAGAGCGCCACAGUCGCACACGCGCAACAUAAGAUGCAUCCUGCCUUUAACAACGCCGGCAAACAAGAAGGAUUGCAGAUUUGGAGAAUUGAGAACUUUGCACCAGUGGAUUACCCACAGAAGGAUUAUGGCAAGUUCUAUAGUGGCGACUCGUACAUCGUGUUAAAAACCAAAGAAGACAAGAGUAAGAAGGGGACGUUCAGUUGGGACAUCCACUUUUGGCUUGGUAAUCAAACAUCACAGGACGAGGCUGGAGCUGCGGCCAUCUUGUCUGUUGACUUGGACGAUGGUCUCGGUGGAGGUCCUGUACAGCACAGAGAGGUACAGGAACACGAGAGUGAGCUGUUCCUCAGCUACUUCAAAUCUGGUGUACGUUACGUUCCCGGUGGAGUUGCCAGCGGAUUCAAACAUGUAGACAUCAACGCUGCUGGAGAAAAGGCUCUGUAUCAAGUCAAGGGUAAACGUAACGUACGAGUGAGACAGGUCGAGCCAAAAAUUACGUCCAUGAACAAGGGCGACUGCUUCAUCUUAGACACUGGGCGAGACAUCUACAUUUACGUCGGGGCGAAGGCUAAGGGCUCGGAGAGAGUGAAGGCAAUUGGAGCUGCCAAUCUUAUCAGGGACCAGGACCACUCUGGUCGUGGAAAAGUUAACAUCAUCGAUGCUUCAAGCACAGCUGAUGAAGUGGCAGACUUUUUCAAGCAGCUGGGAGGAGGUUCUGCAAACCAGGUUGCUGACGAACCUAAAACCGAUGACGACCAGCAGUUUGAGAGAAACCUAGAUAACACUGUGGCCUUAUACAAGAUCAGUGAUGCGUCCGGAAAAGUUUCAUCAGUCAAGAUCGCUGACAAACCUCUUCGCCAAGACAUGCUUGACACCAAUGAUGCUUUCAUCUUAGAUACUGUAACAUCCGGAAUCUACGUUUGGGUUGGGAAGAAGUCAACCACUCAAGAGAAAGUGGAGGCUCUGAAAAACGGACAAGCUUUCCUGAAAGAAAAGAACUACCCGUCUUGGACUAAGAUAUCCAGAGUUGUUGAACAAGCUGAGCCUGCUGGCUUCCGGGAAUACUUCGGCACUUGGACCAACACUUUUGGACGCAGGGGAAGUUCUGGCAGUAACAGCCCUGUCCGUAACCGUGGUGUUCGCUCGGUGCUGUACGACUGCGACCCGGCUGUCGGCUUCAUGCCCGACGACGGCAACGGAGAAAUGGAGAUCUACAGGGUGGAGAAUUUUGAACUGGUUCCAGUAGAGCGCAACACUUACGGCAGGUUUUUUGGUGGGGAUUCCUACGUGAUCAAGUACAAGUAUCACGACGGCCCUCAGGAGAAGUACAUCAUAUACUUCUGGCAGGGCAAGGAUAGCACUCAAGACGAGCGUGCUGCCUCAGCAAUACAUGCUUCAAGAUUGGACAGUGAACUCGGGGGCCGAGCUUUGCAAGUUAGAGUGACCCAGGGACAAGAACCUACUCACUUUUUGCGUCUCUUCAAAGGAAACAUGAUCGUGUUCCUCGGGGGCAAAGCGAGUGGCUUCCGCAAUCUUAGAGAUCAUGACACUUACGAUGUUGAUGGAACUCGUCUCUUCCAGGUUCGAGGCUCUUGUAAGGACGAUCUCCAUGCAGUUCAGGUCCCUGAGCGUGUCACUUCCUUAGCAUCCAACCAGGCUUACGUUCUGGAGACUCCUGGAACCACAUACUUGUGGAUUGGCAAGGACUGCUCUUCUGAGUUGGAGGACCUGGCUGAGGAUGUGAGUGGUCUGCUCGCCCCUGGACACAGCGUUACAACCAUGAGCGAGGGUGGCGAGCCUGAGCAGUUCUGGGAGGCGCUCGGAGGCCGAGGCGAGUAUCCGUCCACUCUGGAGCUCCACCGACCCAUCCGAGCCACCAAACUGUUCCAUUGCCACGUGCCUUUCCCCAACAAGCUGCGGGUGGAGGAGAUUCACCAUUUCUCCCAACAGGAUUUGUUUGAAGAUGACGUGAUGGUUUUGGAUUCUGGAGAGUUGGUCUAUGUUUGGGUUGGAGACCAGUCCACAGAGGAAGAAAGAAGACUAGCUAUUAAAAUGGCAGAGGACUACCUAGAGAGGGAUUACUCCCGCAGACCAGCUGAUACUGUUGUUGUGGUAGUUCACCAGGGAGAGGAGCCACUAAGCUUCCGUCGGCUCUUCCCAGAGUGGGACACGGACAUGUGGACGGCUUAACUUUGACUGCUGUAUUUCCAAGAAUUCUGAAAGCUACGAAGAUCUGAAAAGAAGAAUCAUCGAUACAGUUGAAGAUCUUGAUGAUGAUGACGAUAAUGAUGAUAUUGAUGAUGACAAGAAAUGAAAUUUAUUAGCUUGUCUUAUUGGAUAACAUAUAGUUAGGAUUUAGAUAGAUUUUGUUACAUAAUAAAUAAAGUAUCUAUAUAUUUAAAAAAUAAAAUUAAAAUUCAA
Messenger RNA from Macrosteles quadrilineatus (aster leafhopper), 2607 nucleotides. RefSeq names its product gelsolin, cytoplasmic. Gene Ontology annotation, molecular function: phosphatidylinositol-4,5-bisphosphate binding; actin filament binding. The transcript has 20 exons. The record is from RefSeq and is a predicted model, not a curated record. Gene Ontology annotation, biological process: actin polymerization or depolymerization; barbed-end actin filament capping; actin filament severing. Gene Ontology annotation, cellular component: actin cytoskeleton; cytoplasm. Lineage: Eukaryota; Metazoa; Arthropoda; Insecta; Hemiptera; Cicadellidae. Bases 100 to 2376 code for a protein of 758 amino acids.